GGCAAACUCAUCCAUUUUACGUUUCUGAGCCUGUUGUGCCUGAGCUGCAGCGACGUGCUGCUGCUGUUGUUGCUGCUGCUGCUGUACUUGCUGUGCCUGUGCCUGAUGAUGAUGAUGAUGGAGCAUUUGCUGUGGAUGAUGUGGCGAGGGUUGCUGUUGAUGGCGUGUGGUGGGUAUCGGCGACUGCUGCAUGUAGCUGGGAUACGCGAAUGCUUGCUGUUGUGCUUGCUGCUGUGCUUGUUGUGGAUGCUGUUGUUGCUGAUGGUGCUGCGGCGGUAAUGCUGCAGCUGCGUUAUAGAAUGAAUGGUGGUGGUAGGCUGGAGACGAGGUCGACAUGGAAUGAUGGUCUGGAUAGGUCAUUUGUGGUGUGCCCGGUGGACGUUGUUGGUACAUGGGAUGUGCCCGGAACUGUUGUUGUUGUUGUUGUUGCUGUUGCUGCUGGACAGAUCCGCGUCUUUCUUGCUGUGGCGUGGUGGGCUGCUGUGAAGAGGGACGGCUGCUCGUGGUGCUGCUGGCGCUGCUCCACUGCUGCUGCUGUUGAGGAGGAGGAUGGUGCAACAAUUGCUGAUGGGCCUGGUGCUGUUGAUGCUGUGUGACGACGGGCGAUGUCAUUGCGUUGUCGACAUGGAACUGGUUGAAUUGUUGAUACGGGUUGAAAUCUGCCAAUGAGGAGUCAAGGAAGCUGGAUGUUUCAACCGCAGCAGCGGCGGCAGCAGCUACGGCAGCGGCAGCAGAGGCAGGCUGUUGCUGCUGUUGCUGCUGCUGUUGUGGAUGAUGAUGAUGCUGUUGCUGCUGCUGAUGAUGAUGGUGUUGUGGUUGCUGGUGUUGCUGCUGCUGAUGAUGAUGAUGAUGCUGCUG
Zychaea mexicana is the source of this 858-nucleotide messenger RNA. RefSeq lists its product as uncharacterized. Bases 210 to 596 code for a protein of 128 amino acids. The record is from RefSeq and is a predicted model, not a curated record. The transcript has a single exon. Lineage: Eukaryota; Fungi; Mucoromycota; Mucoromycetes; Mucorales; Lichtheimiaceae.